AUGUUCAAUCAAUUAUCCCUAUUAUGUGCUGCGUUGAUGAACCUAUUUUGUGUGUGUGGAAUUGUGGGAAAUGGACUCUCGCUCUACAUUUAUUCAAGAAAAGCUUUCAGAAAAAGAUCAAUAAACGUUUUAUUGUUGGCGUUGGCGGGAUCGGAUUUUUUCGUUUGUGUGCUAGCGAUUCCGGUGUUUUCGAUUAGUCAAAUGCAGGAGCUCGUCCCUGGUUGUCAAGUUGUCAUCGGCACAGUGAUGCUUUAUUUCUAUCCAGUGACGCUCAUGUUUCAGGCGAUGUCCGUUUGGAUGUUGGUAACAAUUACAAUCGAUCGAUACCUGGCCGUUUGUCAUCCAUUUAUCGUUCAAACGUAUUGCACUCGAACCCGAGCCCUUUUCGCGGUUGGAUGGAUCAUUAUCUUUUCUUUCCUCUACAAUGUUUGCCGAUUUUGGGAGUACAAAUUGUUGGAUUGUGACUCGAGUCAAAACCGGAUGCGCGUUGAAGAGAUUCUCGAGCCGAUGCUCAGAUCGAAUGAGAAUUAUUUGUUGUGGUAUCAAACAAUCAUCACCCUUGUCUCACAGUUUAUGCUGCCUUUAGCUGUGCUUUGUGUUUUAAAUUUUCAGGUAGCCAGAACAAUCCUAGCCGCUGGUGAACAACGGAGAGCACUUGUGGCGAGUGAGAGAAGGGAACACUCGACAGCGAAAAUGAUGCUAUUCGUUGUCAUUGUGUUUAUCUUCUGCUACACUUUCUCCUUUAUUUUGAAUGUAGCUGAAACGGUGAACCCAACGCUUUUCCUUGGCCCACUCGGCUUUCUGCUCAAUGAUAUCAACAAUAUUCUCAUUGUGUUCAACUCAUCAACGAGUUUUGUCUUUUAUGUCACUUAUUCAACAAGAUAUCGUGCUCAACUUCGAAAGAUUUGUGUGAUACGUUUAUUCAUGGAAAAUCUUCUGGAUUAUAAGGUUGAUCGACACAUCCAUCAUCGAUCACCAAGUGCCGAAUUCUCGGAAUACUCAAAGAAAACGUUGAACUCAUGUGAUCAAGGCUGCAAAAAGCCAUUGGUUAUUCAAAAUCCGGGAAUUCUUCGUAAAGAAAACGACUCGUAUCAAACGAAAUGGAAUACUCGUGUCACUUUUGAUAACUUU
Messenger RNA from Mesorhabditis belari, 1131 nucleotides. The record is from the annotation of a GenBank genome assembly. Lineage: Eukaryota; Metazoa; Nematoda; Chromadorea; Rhabditida; Rhabditidae.